UUGCUGUGGAGUCUAUGCCAAACACCCACCGCACAUCUCCACCGGUACUUGGAAUGCCCGAAUUAUGGCGCCAGACUCCUGUCCAAACCCAGCCGUGAGUACCUCUCCACGUAACUGACAGGUCGAGGAGGCGGAGGGGAGAAAGAGGGGGAAACCUGUUCUUUUUAUUCUACACGAUAGGGCAUCUCUCUUUCUAUUCAUUAACCGGUGUGUGUACGUGCAUCCGGUGGAUUUUUUUCCUCCCUUGGCCCUGCCGGGUGCAGGGGCCGGCUGCUUUGAAUGGCCUGGUACGACAAGAUUUCAUUUCGUAAGUCGGCAGAUAUGAGGCGAUCGCAUGCACACGGACAGGAGUCCGACAGGACGGUUCGAGAGAUAAAAGAGCUGAAGAGGAAAAGUCAAAUGGUUUUUGCACAGAAUGGAAUCGACUUCUCUCAAAUCGUCGACAUCAACCUCGAUGAAGAUCCGGGGGACACGUCGCUGGAAGACGAGGUACAGGAAUCCCCUCAUGCCAAGGAAUAUCAAGCUCAAAUUGAAGUGCUGAAGGAUGAACUGUUCAAUGCAAAGAAGGAUAUAGGUUAUGCGAUAGAAGAGAGAGACAUCGCUCAAGAGAAUCUUGCUGCCGCUUAUAGCCAGAUAGCACAACUCAAAGAGCAGAUGAAACUGGAGAAUGUCUCGCAUGAGAAAACCAAGAAGGCCUUACAAGAAAGGGAUAAUAUCAUUAAUCAACUCAAAAGAGUAUCAACCUUGGUAUACAAUGAAUUCAAUGAGGUACAGAGCCUAUAUGAGAAGGAAUCGGCCAUGAGGGAACAAGCUGAAAAGAUGGCAUCAGAAUAUUAUGCAAAGAAUAAGGAAGCAGAGGCGUACAAACGCCAGAGUGCGAUGUUAGUAAGUGAUGCCAUCAGCGGAGAUGAUAAACUCAUUCAGAGCAUGACAGAGAUGGAGAAACUCACAAAGGAACUCGAAGAGGAGAAAGAGAGACAUAAAUUAGAGGUGAAGAGAUUAAAGGACGAGCUGGAACUCUCAGAAAGCCGGGAGAAGAUGGAAAUGCUUGAGAACAAGCUGAGCAUCGCAAAGGAAGAGAACGAAUCGCUGGAGAAGAGAGUGGAGGAACUCGACGUCAAGAACAAGGAACUGGCCUACGAACUGAAAGAAGCGCUUAGUAAACCCAGUCUUCCGAACAUCCCACCGCCUCCCCCACCUCCACCAGUGCCACAACCCCCUAGGAACCCUCUAGAAAUGCUGCAGAAGAUCAUUAAAAGGAGAAAUCACAAUAAAAAGUCGGAAGAUGGCAGACAAUUGGACUGCUAUCAGAAGCAAUUUGAGACGGCGAUGCAGGACAUGAUCACGAGGAUCAAGAAGGGUCAGAUCGUUCUGAAACCGGUCACCAAACCUGAGGCUAGCGAGGAUAGGCCAAGAGCACCACUUUCAAAACAAUCUAUGAAGAGAGCACAGGCAGUACAAGAACUGGAUAAUAUACUGGUUGGUCUGAAGAAUAGGAACAGGAACAGACCAAGACCUCUUCCAAAGGGGUCCAAGGAGACGGAACAAACCGACGAGUUUGCGAAAAUAAUGGCACAGAGGAAGGAACGAUCAAAGCAGCCACCUCCAACAAGUUCGAGACCAUCCCCUCAACCCACAGCUCACCCACGCUCUACCCCAAGGUCAUUAACCAGCAGUACUAGUCUAGACAGUGGUAUUCUACCCCAUAGGACCGUCACCAACGUGCCUCCCGUUGUUCCGAAGAGAUCCCCUCUCACCACCACCACCAGCGACCCAACACCCCCUCCGCCCGAACCCAUCUACAGCACGGUACAUCACGAUGACAGUCCACCGUCGACGCCUUCCUCCACGCUCUCCUCCAUCAUCUCCUCGUCCUCCCAGGAGAUCGAGAUCCAAAACAACCCGGCUUUCAUCCACGAUAGCGGCGACGAGCGAUACGCCUCCGCGGACUUCACCCCGCCACCCCCGACGGCGGCGAAUCCCUCCGCCUUGCAACAGAAUGGAGCGUACAACGCCAAGUUUACCAUCAGCAGCGACUUUGGAGAAUCGGGGGACUACUCCCUGGUGGAGGAGAGGCAGGACAAGCCGGUGCCAUCGCCAAGGCGACAACCAUCCAUCCCCAAGCACGAGCCGGAGCCUUAUUACAGCGAGGUCAAUAACCUUUAGAGUGUGAACUGAACUUGUCAUGUGAUCGGUCAGGUGACUGCUGGUGAAUUUCUUUUUGUGUUUUUAAUCUCUUAUUGCCUAUACACAGGUGAUGGACUGAUAAAAGCCAUGUCCUUUACAUGUACAUGCGGUUUUCACAGGGCAAUCUGCGAUAGGAAAACAAAUAGAGCAAACAAGCUGUAGAUAAACCAGUCUGCAUACAUGAAGAGCAUGUAAUUACUUUUAUGAGAUCUUGCUGGGAUUUGCACAUUUUUUUAGCAGUUGGCAAAGCUUCAGAACCUAUGUGUACAGUAUGCCCUGUGAAAACUGCACUUGCAGAUGAUUUUGUAAUAUCUUUACCUCUUUUGGAAGGUAAGCCUAUAUGUAUAUAAUAAAAAUAAAGAGUAUCAUGUUUUAAAAUGAUUCAUUUUUAUGUA
Messenger RNA from Lytechinus variegatus (green sea urchin), 2582 nucleotides. Its product is annotated as shootin-1-like. The transcript has 12 exons. Lineage: Eukaryota; Metazoa; Echinodermata; Echinoidea; Temnopleuroida; Toxopneustidae. The record is from RefSeq and is a predicted model, not a curated record. The coding region runs from base 280 to 2166 and encodes 628 amino acids.